AGAAAGCGACAGCGGAUUACAACCUCCAGCGGGCGCGCACAUCUGCCUGGAUGUUUACGUAAUAUAUACGGUCUCUCUAUGAGCUCAAAGAGACGCCUUCCGUUUUGAUUUACAGAGCAUCUGCUAUUUUUGUAGCAGUACAACCAUGUCACCGUGCGUAAAUACGCGCAAGGUUUCCGCGCCGUCUCUUUAACCUGGAAACGACUGGAUUCUGUCACCUCAGUACGCAAUAACACCGUUUUUCGUCGUUAGGAACUGCGUGGACGCCACUGGUCACUCCACUGGGCAUGUAAACGCGUCUUACGCGUCUCUGCGCACUCGACCUUUUUACGAUGUACGGCGAGGAUGCGCUGGCGUUAACGGCACCGUUAUGGUCCCCUGGUCCCCUGAAGAUGCGCUGGAUGUAGAAGUAUAUCCAUGACUGCAUGCGUGAGAGAGGGUACUUGAGUGUGUGAUUGAACAGGAUGGGAAAAGAACAGGAACUCUUGCAGGCGGUGAAGACGGAGGAUCUGAUUACCGUCCAGCGGCUCCUCCAGAGACCCAAACAGGGCAAAGCGAAGCUCCUGGGUGCUGCUAAGAAAGUGAAUGUGAAUUUCCAGGACACAGACGGGUUAUCUGCCCUGCAUCAUGCUGCUCUUAAUGGUAACGUGGAGGUGAUUUCACUGUUGCUUGAGUCACAAGCCGUCGUAGACAUCAAAGACCAGAAAGGGAUGCGGCCCUUACAUUACGCUGCUUGGCAGGGCAAGUGUGAGCCCAUGAAAAUGCUGCUCAAGGCUGGGUCAUCAGUCAACAGCCAAUCAGAUGAGGGCCAGAUCCCUUUACACCUCUCAUCACAACACGGCCAUUAUGAAGGAAGCGAGAUGCUGAUCCAACAUCAGUCGAACCCCUGCCUCAGAGACCACGCUGGGAAAACCCCUCUAGACUUGGCCUGUGAAUUUGGACGAGUCACGCUGGUGCAGUUGCUCCUGAACAGUAACAUGUGUGCUGCUAUGUUAGAACCGAAGCCCUCCGAUCCCAAUGGCAUCAGUCCACUCCAUUUGGCGGCUAAGAAUGGACAUAUCGAGAUCAUCAAGUUACUGAUCCAGGCUGGUAUAGAUAUAAACCGACAGACGAAAUCAGGCACAGCGUUGCAUGAAGCUGCUCUCUGCGGGAAAACCGAGGCUGUACGACUGCUGCUGGAUAGUGGUAUCAGUGCUGGGGUGAGGAACACGUACUGUCAGACAGCGCUGGAUAUUGUUAACCAGUUCACCACUACCCAAGCCAGCAAGGAAAUCAAACAGAUGCUGAGAGAUGCAUCGGCUGCCAUGCAAGUGAGGGCUCUGAAGGAUUACUGCAACAACUACGACCUGACAAGCCUCAAUAUUAAAGCAGGCGAUAUCAUCACGGUCUUGGAGCAGCAUUCUGAUGGACGAUGGAAGGGCUGUAUCCACGACAACCGAACAGGAAAUGACCGUGUGGGUUACUUUCCGUCCAACAUGGUGGAAGUCAUCAAAAGGGCAGGCUCAAGGGGAUCCGUUUCCAGCCCUCAUGGUUCUCCAACCCUUAGCGGCCAGCAGAGUGGCGCUAAUGAGGAGAUUUGGGUACUGAGGAAACCUUUAGCUGCAGGGGGCAGUGUUGGCAGUAUGGGCAGCACAGGCAGUCUGACCAGUGGACGUUCAUCUACUAGCGUACAAAGCAGUAAUGCCAACGCUCACCUCACCAACUCACCUGUGCCCGUGCCAACCACCCCCACGCACUCACCCGGGGUUAACACGCAUGGCCUCAACGUCCCGGGACUGCAUGCUCAGGCCGAGGGCGUGAAGCUGUUGGCCACGGUGCUGUCCCAGUCAGCCAAAGCAAAAGAACAUCUUAUGGACCAAUCUCAGUCUUUAGAUCCUAAUUCAGUGUCUUCUCAGCGCACUCAGAGUGCAUCUGCUGUCCCACGUCAGCAAAGGAAGAAACCCUUUGUGGAUCCAUUGCUGCAGAGGAAAGAUGAAGCUUCAGUUGAGAGCAAGAGCUCAGAGGCUGUUGUUGAAUGGCUCACUAGUGCACAGCUGCAGUUCUACACAACAAACUUUCUCACUGCUGGUUAUGACCUGCAGACCAUAAGCAGAAUGACACCAGAGGACCUCACUGCUAUUGGAGUGACAAAACCAGGGCACAGGAAGAAAAUGCUUUCAGAGAUCAGCAAAAUAAACAUCCCAGACUGGAUACCUCAAGAGAAACCCUCAAAUCUGGCUGAGUGGCUGUCGGCAAUUGGUCUCAAUCAGUAUUACCAGACAUUGGUUCAAAACGGCUAUGACAAUAUGGACUUCAUUAGUGAUAUUACCCUGGAGGACCUAAAAGAGAUCGGCAUCACUAAACUAGGACACCAAAAGAAGUUGAUGUUAGCCAUCAAGCGACUGAGUGAAUCUCCAGAAGCAGACAUUGCCAUCAAGGAGAGUCAGUUAGAAGAAAGCACAGGUUCAAAACAAUCAUUAGAAACCAGCACAGAACCAGAUGAGAACUCUGUCCCCUCUGUUCGUAUACGUAAAAGAACAGAGGGACGUUCGGAGGGGCGUAGCUCUCCCCGGCACAGCACCCAAGGGCGGGGCAUACAAAGAGCUAAUGCCCCUCCUCCUCUGAAGAAACCCAGCUCAAUUGAGAGUCCCACCCCAACACCUCCACACACCCCUACUAAAGGCAGAACUUCAUCUUCUGCUUCAAAUUCUCCUUCACACAUUCCUUCCUCCCCGCUAAAAACACAGAGCAGGGCUAGAGGGCCUUGCGACUCUCCUCGUUCACAUGCUCACGCUCGUACUGUCCCCCUACUUUGCCUACCGCCUGAAAGAGAAACCGAAGAGGGCAAUAGUCAAACUCUGCCCCAGCCAAGACGCGGACAGUCCAUUGUUACUGAUGCUGAGCAUGACUUACCCAUGCCAGACUCCUCUGUGAAAUACGCCACACUAGGUGGACAUAGGGUUACACCCAGCAGCUCUUCGAGAGCCUCUAGUGAAACUCUUGACAUCAACAGUGUCAAUCGCAGUCAGUCAUUCGCUACAGCUCGGCCGCGCAGACGGACUCGUCCUCCAACUCCACCAAAACGUUCAUGCUCUUCCAUUUCCACUGGUAACCUGGCUGAUGAGGCUGCAGCAGAUGAUGCAAGGUCUAGUGAAAAUAGGGCUAACAAUUUGCUACUCAAUGUGACAUACAGGGAGCGCAGACGUAGUGACUGUGGCAUUGCCUCCGAAAAAACUUCAUCUGGGGGCAGCGUAAGAGACAUUGCUGCCAUGCUUGAAAUGUCCAAUCUUGGAAGCAGUGGUAAAAGAAUUGGUUAUCUGCAGGCAAGCCAUAACCUCCUGCGGCAGAACCGUGAAGUUCUGAAUUCUGACGCAGAUAGUCGCCGCCGCACAAUCAGCGAAUUUUAUGACUCUCAUAAGCAGCCUGAUGAUGAUGUACGAGAGGAAGAGAUGAACCGAGUCAUGCAGGACUCCACACAUCAUAGACCAGCACCUUGUGAAACCCAACCAGUUAAACAGGCCCCUGAACCACGUCCACGUUCCAUGAUCACUCAUCUGGAAGCGGGAGUUUCCUCUCUGCCACAAGAGGAGUGGUCACGAAUGGAUGCCACAGCAACUUUGAGAAGACCACGACCCCCACAUCACUCAGAUAGUGAACAUUUUAACCUGACAGAAACAAGUACUAUAAAGCGAAGGCCCAAAGCAUUGGCUCCACCACAGAGUAAUGGCACUGAUGGAAAUGGGCCAGAGAACUUUCGGAGAAGGCCUGUAUCAGAAGCUUGUGUUGGAGAUGGUGGUAGGGAGGAAGAACUGCAUCAUGAUGGCUUUGGCUCUCUUCCCAGACAAAUACUAAAACCCCUAGUUUCACCUAAACCAGGAAUGGCCCUUCGAAAACCAGAUCCCCCAACUCCUACAAGGAGGGUUCCCUUACCUGGACCAGAAGGUCAACAUAGCCCAGUGGAGGUUAAGAAAGUCCCACCUCCAGUAUCUCCCAAGCCAAGUCUGCCUCCUACACUGCCCAAACCGGUAAAAAUCAAACCAAUCCAUACAAUCGGAACUCUUGGCUCUCCUCAGGCAGAUGUUCUCAGCCCAUCCAGUGCCUCCUUCAGCCAAGCUCCAUCUGAGCAACUGGAGCAUCCACCACAGACUUUGAGCCCAGUCACCCCAAAACCAAUGGAUGUGAGCAUGCUUUCCCCACGUGCAGCAACGUCUCCAGCUCAGAGCCCACAGACUCCCCAGACACCCCAAACCCCACAAACACCUUCUACACCAGGUUCAGGAUCAGCUCCAGUGAAGCCCCCGAGGUCUUCCAUGGCUGGUCUCUCAGUGGACAUCCCAAGCCCUCUGGAAGUAGAACUGCCUGGAAUGGAUGUGCAAAAGAAGCUAAGAGAAGUAGAGAAACAAAGAGAGGAAGAUGACGGUAGGAGGCAAGAAAGAGUAGAGGAAGUUGGAAUUGCUAGAAUGGAAAGGACAGGUCUGAUCCAGGUGGAUCAAAUGUUUCAAGGUGAACAAGGCCUGAUUUCAGAUACAGGGGAGGGAGCAGGACCGGUGGUAAUGAGAAGGAGGAAGGUAGGUGUAGCCAGACAGACACAAGUAGAGGGUGAACCACAAGAUGGAGAAGAAAAGACAGAGGUGGAAAGCCAAGGGUUACUGAAGGUUGCUGAAACAGGGGGCUCUGCUUUGGGGGACAUGGUACAACUCAGACUGGAGGAGACCAGUGCAUCCCUGGCUGCUGCUCUGGAAGUAGUGGAGGAGAAGAUUAAGAAGGAUGACAGCUCCAUUGUGGACAACAAGAGCACAGUCAACAUUCUCGAUGACAUUGGCAGCAUGUUUGAUGAUCUUGCGGAUCAGUUGGAGGCCAUGUUAGAUUAAAAGACCAAAGGUAAACCAGAUUCCAUAGGGAGUGUGACACACUUAAGCUUCUUGAAGUUUCUCAGUGAGGACCACCAGGAUGCCAUCUCAGCAGGAUUGGAAACUCAAUAGGGCAAAUUAAUCUCUUCCAUUCCGACAUGUUUAAAAGUCAAACUACAACUGAGCAUCUCUAAGAAAAAGCCUAAUUGUUGAUUAAUGUUUUUCUCAAACCCUUUCAUUCUCCACCAGCCUUUCCUCUAGUGGCCAGAGUAGGUACUGCAAGUAUGUAUCCUGACCUGCUGUCAUGCUGCUUCCAGAGAUAAGCACAAAAUUAAGAGAGACUAUGUGACAAGCUUUCUAGAUAUUAUUUAAGCAGAGAAAUGCUAGUAUGUAUGAGUGUGUGUAUAUGUGUGUACUACAUGUUGGGUGAGAGUUGAAUAUCGAUGAAUAUUUCUCUUGAUGGCAGUGGUAAGAGCAGUAAAGGUAAGUCGUUUUCUCUUAUAUGAUGUUAGGAAGCUGUGUUGUUCUUUUCCACAUCUCUGCUGAGAGCUUGUCCACAUUGUAAAGGGGAACUUUGAAUUUCACCUUGUGGUCUUCAGCUGGAAAAUGUACUAAACACUUGGUUUGGACUAAAUAUAUGAAGAGCACAACCCUAUUUAUGACCCUGAAGAUAUUCAGACUUUUUUGGACAUUUUGUGCAAGAUUUCUUUGUUCCCUUGAAGUAUAAUGAAGAAAAGCUUUGGACUUGAAAAGGUAUAUUGUAAUCUUUAUGUAUGUUAUUAUUGUUAUUGCUGUUGUUGUUGUUGUCAGUGUGUGUGAAUGUUUGACUGUGUAGUGUAGUUCUUGCAUUGACAAAUCCCACCCUGCCCAUGGUAUAAUACAUAGAUAUAGACAGAAUUCAGAAUAAGAUGCUGGAAAGAGUAGUGUAUAUAUGACAUAUAGGUUAUAGUUAUCAUUGAUAGUCUAGAGUAUGGAAUGCAUCAAUAUGGAAUGCUACAGACACCUGCUCAUUCCUAAUGUGCUCUAAUAAGUGUUUAUGUGUGUUUGUUUGUGUGUUUGGAGGGGAGGUCAAUUUGAGAGUGAGAGAAUUAGGAAGUGUAUGUUUAUAGUUUUGGGAAAGAGACUAUAUGUUUUUUUUCUCUUACAAAAAAUGUGCCAUGUUUUUGGACAGGGUACCAUGGUAUUUUUGAAGUAGCUUGGAUGAUCAUGUUAAUUCUACAGUACAUGUAUAUGGUAAUCAUACAGUACUGUUGUAUUACCAUCUGAAACCAUAGUACCACUACAGUACUUUUUUUGUAAGGGCUGAGUGUGUGUUAAUCUCUUGGACAAUGCAAUUAUUCCUGUUUUGUCAUGCAAACAAAAAAAGGCUUGCUGGCAGGAGAAGUUGCAUAUUCUAUACAAGUGGCUAAAAUUAGAUAAUAUAAGACUAUGUCAUCACAAGAUAUAUAAGACUACAGAGCAAUAUUUUUUAUCCAUGCACCAUGUUAUUAAUUUUAGCUUUAUAAGUGAUACUUUAAAACCAGCCAUCUGGGAUACAACAGAACUGAACAUUUUCCGACAAUCAUGACAAUGUUGUCCUUGAUUAUGACACUGCAAAGUCAAUGGAAUAGAUGUUGGAGUAUGAAAUCGUUUACAGUGUAAAACUGUGUAAUAAUCAGUUGUAAUUUUGUGUAAACCUUCAGAUGGCAAAUGUGUUUGUUUGACCCUGGUGAAAAAAAUAUCAUCAAAGACCUCUUCCAUGUAAAAAGCAUUGCGAAUAUGUGGAAUUAAUAUAAAUAAAUUGUUAUGAAUAUAACCACA
Molecule: messenger RNA, 6629 nt
Organism: Sinocyclocheilus grahami
Lineage: Eukaryota; Metazoa; Chordata; Actinopteri; Cypriniformes; Cyprinidae
Product: caskin-1
Exons: 21
Coding region: 465-4850 (1461 amino acids)
Molecular function (GO): protein binding
Source: RefSeq, a predicted model, not a curated record